Messenger RNA from Durotheca rogersii, 967 nucleotides. RefSeq lists its product as uncharacterized. The coding region runs from base 92 to 799 and encodes 235 amino acids. Lineage: Eukaryota; Fungi; Ascomycota; Sordariomycetes; Xylariales; Xylariaceae. The transcript has 2 exons. The record is from RefSeq and is a predicted model, not a curated record.
GAGUCGCGCUGAGACUUGCCUAUGCUGAGCCGCGUGGCGCUCGAGGGCGAGAAAAAGCAGUGCGUAGAUAUGUAGAUUCAUACUGGGAACGAUGAGGAGAAGGAGAACGUCGACGGCCGUCGACAUACCGUGCGGUAACCACGCAGGGUCUUCUCUCUCUCUCUUUUUCUUUUCCCUUUUUUCUUUUUCUCUUUUCCCUUCGUCUACGUCUCCACCACCCUCCUUUUCUCGCCCUGUAUGCGGUUUCGUCCGUCUCUUUUCUUUUUCUCCUCUUCCCGUCUUCUUCUCGAAGGAGAGAACAACACUCUUACUGUUCUCUAGGACUGCGCUGCAUGGCUAUUGGCGACGGAAGAGUCGAGCGGGAUGGAAUCGGGAUGCGACGAAGAUCACAGAGAGAGGAGAAUCCCACCCUGACCAAGACAAGGAGCCGUCGACGACCUAUCGUCUAUGUCUUGUCGAAGCUCUCGGCUGGCUUCUAGAAGACGCAUGUUCUCGAAGAAACCCGCCGAGGGUGCUAGAGUGCCCGCCUCAAGUUACGGAAGAGCGUCGUCACCCACUCUUGGCCUCACGAGGGGAGAAAAAAGAAGAAGGCAAAGGAACACCGGGAACAGCGCGAUGCCUUCCGGAUUUGGGAAGUGCCAUUUUCGAGUUGCGAGAUUGCGUACGGCUACGGUAUGCCUCGCAGAGGAAGAGCUAUUUCUCGAGAGGAGCCCAAGAGGACGGCAACAUAACAACGUCCGGGAAUGCGAGUCUGCCCUGUUCUCGAAGCUGGGACGAGAGAUUCCGGCUCGACUUCUAACUCGUCGCGGCUGGCAGUGCCCCUUUUCCUCCCACCCUUCCCCGGACGAUAAGUCGCGCUACCAUAUCACCCGGCUUGUCGGAGGACCCUGAAUUCCCUUUCUCUCUCUCCAUAUACCGACGUCCAUCACACCUUGACGAGAAACCCUGCUGCAGAUCCGCUGAACAC